AUGGUGUUUCAAUGCAUGGGAGUUAUCCUGGUGUUCGGAAUCGACGCGAACGGGUGGGUGCUGGCGCUGCUGGCGCUGGGCGGUCUCUUCGCGUUCCUCUUCAGGACGGGCCUGUUGAAGGAGAUGCUGGGGAGUGGGAGAGAAGGGGGCGGGCUUUGGAAGAAGCUGUGCACGGGGGCUACGGUCAUCAUGGAGGGAGGCGGGAUACUGCUGGACGCGAGAUACUUCUUCUCCGCCUUCUUUUUCAGCUUGUUUCCGAAGUGGCAGCCAGUGCGAUCCCCGGAGGCAAUCGCGGAGCAAGCGGCUACUCAGGCAGCAACCCAGGCGGCUGCUCAGGCGCAAGCGGCUGCUCAGGCGCAAGCGGCUGCUCAGGCGCAAGCGGCUGCUCAGGCGGCUCUCCAGGUGGCUGCUCAGGCGCAAGCCGAGACGCAGGCGGCUGCCCAGGCUCAAGCCGAGGCGCAGGCAGAGGCCUUGGUGGCAGCGCCAGCAAACCUUCGUACGGGCUGCGGUGUGUGCGCUGAGCUCUUGAAGGGAUGA
Ectocarpus siliculosus is the source of this 537-nucleotide messenger RNA. The record is from the annotation of a GenBank genome assembly. Lineage: Eukaryota; Phaeophyceae; Ectocarpales; Ectocarpaceae.